UAAACAAGUAAAUUAAGAUUCGCCUGCGGAAAUAUCUGAUUCUCUACAAAUAUUUAGUGAAGCGAUUGCUUGGGAAGACUUUUAAUUCAAGUAAAAUAUCAGUAAAACUAACUCACCAAUUUGGUACCUAUAAUAUUAUUAGCCUAUACAUUUUUUUUGGCCAAUGCAAGAACAGUUAAACUCAAAGUAUUAUUGUAAUCACACCAGCUGACAGACAAGUGACUUAUUACGCGUUUCCUGUCUACGCGGAAGUACCCAAGUGCGCAGGUGCGAGGUUCAUUUUAUUGUGUUAAAAAAAACAUCUAUAUGCGCGACAACAUAUAUUUACUUUAAUGGAGAAGAGUCGCACAUGAGACCCUCUGAGGCCGGAACGUUAACCUUCUACAUGUGAGUGGUUAUAACGCCAAGAGGAUUCUCCUACACUAAGGGGAGGCAGCUCAACAUGGAAGACUGUUUGCACACCUCGUCGGACAACCUGGCCAAGCUGGUCAAGUGGGCACACAGCCAUGGAACCAUCUGCACGCUCAUCCCCAGUCUCAAGCACCUGCUUACCGAGGGUGCCCACGGCAACCUCACCGCGCUCUGGGGUUGCAGCGCAGGCCACGCCUACCACUGGCCACUGACUGCCACCUGUAAGAGCAGCCAGAAGGAGCGAGUCUGUUACCCGAACAGCCGGAGCAUCAAUGCGGAGAACCUUAUGCAGGGCACCACAGGUGGCUCAGGCAGCCAGAGGGAGCGAUUUCUGGAGCAUGCCAGCAAGGGGAAGGGGAAUUGCGGACAGGCGGGCGACUCAUGUGACUUCUCUAACUGCAGCGAGCCCUCGGAGGCGGACGACAAUGUGGAGGAGUAUAACAGCAGCCUGUUCGACAUCGUCUGCGAGUCGUCCGCCACGGACGAGGAUGGUGACUCCGAGCCCCACCAGCAGCAUGCGCCACUUCGCAAGAGGACAAUCCCCGGGGUAGGAGCGGCAGAGGAGCGUGCCGGGGACCCCGCCAUUAAGAAGAUCAAGCAGGAGACAUCGGAGGACUACUACACAGUGGCCAAUGCCCAGCUAGCUGCGGGCUCCGAAGGAGGCCCCUCAUCUACAGUCGUCUCUCAGUCGCCACGGCCAAGCUCCCAUACGCGUCCCUCGUCCCUCUCCUCUCUGUCCCACAAACCAUCGUCGAUGGAUGGAGACUCCCUGGGGGUCUCGCCCUUGCCCACGGGCAGCAGCUCUUCCCCGCACCCCCAGUCCAUGGUCCGACCCAUGCGUGCCCCUCUCCACAGUGCCCAGAGCAAAGCGCCCAGUCAGAGUUCGAGCGCCCCUGCCGGAGCCUUACACCUGCCCAGCAAGAGUGAGCUUCUGGACAGGAUGCCGGGGGAUGAGUUGGCCAAGUCCUCGGUGCCCUAUGGAGACCUGGGCACAGCGAUAAACACAGACCUGGACCUGAUGGCAGCACAGACCUUAAAUGCAGACUCCAGAGCAGAUGCCUCGGAUAUGGAGGACCGUUCAGAAGCUAACCGUGAGCAGAAUGAGAAGACCAUCCGCAGCACCCAGACGGCCCUCCGCAACUUCCGCGAUUUCCUGAUCUCCAAGUAUCCCACAGAGACCCGGGAGAUCUACUGCAUCCCGCCCGAGGAGUUGGACGCCUAUCUGUCCUCCUUCUUCGUGGAUGCCCGACAGAAGGACGGCUCAGAGUACGAGCCCAACAGCCUGGCCAACUACCAGUGCGGCCUGGAGCGCUACCUGAAGGAGCAGCGCUACAACUACAGCAUCACACGAGACAAGGAGUUCAGGCGGUCACAGGAGGCCCUGAAGCAGAAGCAGCUGGAGCUGAAAUUCAAGGGGAAGGGCAACAAACCUCACAAGUCGAUGAAGCUGACAGUGGCUGAUGAGCUGCUGCUCAGGAAGAGGGGUCUGCUGAGCCGGUACAACCCCGAGGGGCUGCUCAACUUGGUGUGGCUCAACAACACCAAGGCAUUUGGGCACUGCACAGGUUUCCACAGCUCCACGCUGAAAUGGGGCGACAUUCGGCUCAUCUCCUCCGAGUCGGGACUCGAGUGCCUGGAAUGGACCUACCAGGAUCUGAGCGAUAUCAAUAACAAGACCCGGCGCUCAGGCACCGAGUGCCGCAUCUACGCCACGCUGCAGAACCCCCAGACUUGCCCCGUGCAGGACUACAAGGAGUACGCACAGCGGAGGCCCCAAGCCAUGCUGUACGAGGACGCCCCCUUCUACCUGUCAAUCAAGCCCGUGGUGAACCUGGCUGCGCUGCACUGGUUCAACUGCCAGGCGCUGGGCAAGAACAAGCUGGCCAAGAUGGUGAAGACCAUGUGCGAGAAGGGCAACAUCCCGGGGAGGAGGACCAACUUCAGCGUGUACCAGAGCUGCAGCACUCUGUCUGAGGCCCAGAGCAAUCAGCUGGUGCUCAUCUGCAACAACCUCAGCCAACAGGGCGGUCAGUCCAUGGGCAGCCAUGCCGGCACCACUAACUUCGUCAUUGCCGGAUCCUUCGACCCUGCCGAUGCCAUGUAGUCGGCCCUGAAAGGGGGAGACUGACCAGCGGUCAGAAAGCACUGUGAUUUAUGAGGUCCAAGGGGAGAGAAAGCAGAAAAUCUUAGGUUAGCCUUGGUCAUCUUCCAUGUUGUUGUCCUCCGACAAUGUUAUGCUCCAUUGACAUAUUUGACAUUGAAAGGCGCAGUCCGUAAUUCUAAUCCAGUGCGCUUUCUGUCAAAUUCAGGGAAUUGCUCCUCAUGGUCAUCUAACUGUCUGUUAUGUGUGUGCUCUCAAAAAAACUCAAGUGGUCGUAUACAGUCCUGGUUCUGUAAAUAUGAAACAAACAAAGUGGCUCAGAGUGAGCCAUACGCUAUUCCAGCCAAUCAACACUUUGCUAUGGGAGCCCUGGAGGGACGGAUGUAAUUUGAUUGGCUCUUGAGCUCAAAUAUCAUCAACCUUUCGCCAGAAUCGCAUACUGUACCUUGAAGUCUCUUUCAUGUUGUUGUUGCACUCCUUGAGCAUAUAAAUGAAAGAAUCCUAUUUUGGUGCUAACUAGUGACAAUGCAUAUGCAGUAUGUAUCAGUCCCUCCAGGAUUUUGCAUCAAAUUCACGUAUAUUGCAAGGAUUUUGCACAAUUACAGAUUGCAGUUUUCUCUUAUUGCCACAAAAAAAAAGAACAAAUACAUGGAAUCUGUAUUAUUGGGCGCAAUUUCAACCGCAACUUUUGAGAAUUCCCGCCACAAAUACAGUUACUUUUGGCCGCAAAGUUUUCACAAGAUCCUGGCUGGAUCACAAUUUUUAGGGAUUCCUGCAGGAAGUUGAACAACAACACUCAAAAUCAUCGCAAUUUUGGGAAUGUUUGAGAAACAUUGUGCAACAUUUUGCAAGAUCUUGGAAGGGCUGAUGUAUACACUAUGUGUAAUCCACUUGUACUUUGUCUUCAUGUUAAGUGUUAUAUGUUUUUGUAUUUACUGAAAUAGCACUGUUAUAAAUGCUUUGCCUUUUUGCCCAAUUUCUUAAGUGCAUUUAUAUCAAGUGAUUUACGGACAACAUUGCCUGCGCAAAUUGAUUAAAAAAAUGUGCAUUACUACAACAAAGUAUUAUUCAAUAU
This is a messenger RNA of Clupea harengus (Atlantic herring), 3587 nucleotides long. RefSeq lists its product as uncharacterized. The transcript is spliced from 3 exons. Bases 443 to 2515 code for a protein of 690 amino acids. The record is from RefSeq and is a predicted model, not a curated record. Lineage: Eukaryota; Metazoa; Chordata; Actinopteri; Clupeiformes; Clupeidae.